AUGUUUGGCUCCUUACACCAGAGGGUUGAAGUUUCCCGCCUCCUGAAGAGCAGAGGUAGUGGCCACAUGCUGAGGCCGAGCCUGUGGAAUGAACCGCUCAUUAUCACACUCCCGAGCAAAAUGGCCGGAAGCUGUCGCAGCUCUGUGAACUCAGAGUUUGCCGUUAGGCUAGUUACACCACUCCAAACAAUAAAAGUGUCUGCUGUUUGGGAGCUGUUGGGGCCCUUCCCCAAAACUACUGAUGGCUAUCAGUACAUAUUUACAGCCACGGAUUAUUUUUCAAACUCAAUCAGAAACCUGUUCCCCAGCUCUCUGCUGUUGUGGGCACAAGCCUCUAUGAAAUUUCCAGAAGAGGCUCACUGGAUCUGCCCCAUAAAGACUGGAGGCCACUGGGUGUUAGUGGUCGUCCUCAUGGAGGAUAAAUCAGUAUUGCUCAUUGACCCCAUGGGAAACGAGGCCCUUUACAAAACAAACAUCCUCAAAAACUGGAGGAAGUUUCUGAGGCAGGCGAAUAGAGGCAGUGAGCUGAACGACUCGAAGGGGAGCGGGAAGGGGCUGAUCCAGAACCACAGUGAGUCGUUCACUGCUCGUACGGCUCGUACUAGCAGGCGCGGGCAGGCAGGAAGGAGGACGUUACGGUGA
Molecule: messenger RNA, 642 nt
Organism: Knipowitschia caucasica
Lineage: Eukaryota; Metazoa; Chordata; Actinopteri; Gobiiformes; Gobiidae
Source: the annotation of a GenBank genome assembly